Necator americanus (New World hookworm) is the source of this 375-nucleotide messenger RNA. RefSeq lists its product as uncharacterized. The record is from RefSeq and is a predicted model, not a curated record. The transcript is spliced from 4 exons. NCBI's taxonomy places the organism in Eukaryota, Metazoa, Nematoda, Chromadorea, Rhabditida, Ancylostomatidae. The coding region runs from base 1 to 375 and encodes 124 amino acids.
AUGAGUCAAUACCCUCCGCAAUAUCCCCCAAACCAGCCCUAUUAUGCUCAACAACCGGGCUAUUACCCGCAACAGCCAGGAUGUUAUCCUCAAGGCCAGCCACAGACCAUUUAUGUCCAAGAACCUCGACGAACGGGUGGUGGUGGUGGAAAAGGAGGACUUUGUGCUGCGCUAUUAGCAGGAUUGUGCUGUGGAUGGUGCCUAGAGAAUUGCUGUGACGACUGCUGUGGCUGUUGUUGUGAUUGUAAAUGCUAUCAUUAUUGGAAACUGGCUACUACAUUACUAAAUUCAGCAAGAGUCAACGCUGCCAGAUUAAUAAACCUAUACGCACGACAAGGAUUCAGGCUGCAAUGUGUGUUUAAACAUGAAAACUAG